GGGGGCGGCGGAGGGAGGAGAGAAGCGUCUCUCCUGUCCGCGUCUGGGUGGAAGGGGGGAGUCGAACUCCUCCCCACCGGAGGGGCGCGCGCCAGGGGACAUGGGGACAUGGGCAAGGCAAAAUCAGUCCCCCCCCCGCCGCCGCCGCGUUGUGCUCAUUAUUUUAUUUAGCACAACUCGUAUCUAGGGAGGGAGGAGAGCGGUGGAAGAAGCACCCACAAGGGUGGGUUAGGUAGAGGAGGAAUCAAGGGGCGGCCCUUAAAAUAGACUUUUUCUUAAUAUAAUAAUACCCCUUUGGCGAUAAAUAGAAAUGUGAGUCUGCUUUGUACAAUACUAUAUCGGACCCUCUAGUCUAUUAUUUCCUAUUCUGACCGUCAGCAGUUCUUCAAGGUCCCAACCUGAGCUUUUUCUUAGCCCUGCGACUUGCACUUGUCCGUGUAUGCGCCUCUUUUUCUGUUUAUAUAGCAACAGACACCGGUGGGAUUUUUAAAGCUGCAAAUCCAUACAAGUAAUUUCUGAAUCCCAGAAGGAUGCAUUAAUCAAAAAGAAUUAACUGCAUCUGCAUAUUUAUUUACCUAUUAUAUUUCUCUGCUGCCUGAUAUGUACAUCUCUAGGUGGUGUAGAAAAUUUUAAACAAUAUUAAAAAGUAAAAACAUUUAAAAAAUUCACAACACACACAUUAAAACAAUCUCAUAAGAAAUUAUUAAAACAAAUUAUUAAAAUUAAAAUAUUUGUAAACAACAAACAGAAAUAUAAUGUGCAAGAUGUUUCGCUUCUGCCUUAAGUUAUAACAUCAAAGCAACUGAAGAAGGCAGAAAUCUAAACAUCUUGCACAUUAUAUUUGUUUUGUUGAUCAACAAUAACUAUAUGGUGAGUGGCAAACAGUCUUUCUCCUCUUCAUCUUCAGGUGUAGGUUGCAUUUUAGAGAAAUGUGUCUGCUUCUGUAUCUGGGCUGGCACACCUGUAGUGCAUAUGUGUAAGUUUUAAACAGUAAAGAUCUUAAGGGCAAACUCUUUGUUUUACCUGAUGCUUUUGAGGACUGGGUUAGGACUGUAAAUCUUGUGUCUAGGGUAGAGAUUGUGUGAAGCAAUAGAAUUGACCAAGGGAAAUUCUAAACCAAAUUCUAAUCCAGAUUAUAUUAGCAGCAGUGAUCGAGGCCUUGUGGGGAUGACUUGUUUGGAACCGGAAGGCUGUUUUUUUUAAUCCUAAUUAUGUGCUAUGCAGGGCAUGCUGACUGAUGCUGGGGGAAAAACAGAGGAGCACUGCUGUGCCUGCCUCUGGGGGAGCCUGCCAGGAUGGUUUAGAUCCAGCAAAGAAGUUGCACUUUCUUGAACUGUCCUUUGCUCCAUUGACUAAUACAGAACAGAACCUGAGGACAUCUACUAGGGAGAGCCACUGGAUUCUGAUGGCAGUGGGGCAACGCUGAUGAUCAGUGGUGAAGACUGGACUUUCCUUCUGUGUGAUGGAAGAUUCUGCAAGAGCCUUAAAUACUUGAGGAGAAUUAUCCUGGUAUCGGAGGACCAGGUUGCCUUUCCUUGUAGUAGCAGAGAAUACAGGAACUUCCCACCUAUCCACCCCCUGCCUACCAGCAUAGGGUGAUCUGUGUAGUAGUUGAAGAAGCAACUAAACUUUUUCUGGCUCAUGCAUCUGCACUGAUUCUUCAAAGUGGAGUUUUUGAAGGGGGAGGGGGGUGCCCAGAGAUCCCCCCUCCCCCUGGAGAGAAGAAAUUUAGAUUGGCUCGGCACAGCUAUGGAGAGAUGGCACCUGUCAGGUAUCUUAUUGGGUUCUCAACAUUUUCAAGAAGUGAAUAUAACUUUUGUAUAUAUGGAGUCAUGGGAGUUGACCUACAAGUCAUCUUUAACUUUAAGAACAUGAGGAGCAUUUUGUGUCUGCUUCUGAGAGAGAGACCUUCAGCUGGAACGCUGAGAAACGCUGGCACUGUGUGGCAACAGCAAGAUAACAGCAAGUGGAACUCUAACACUGGAACUUUGGCCAUGUAUGGCGAGAGGGGGGAGGUCUGAAGUGUCACUGAGGAAGCUAUAAAGCGGUCCAUGAUAGCAGCAUAACCCCCAUCCGAGGGAGAGAGCACUAGAAGACAGUGGGGGGGCCUGCGCCUGUGAAGGAUGCUGAAGAAAAGCAGCCUGGUUCUCUGGGGCGUGGUGCUUUUUGUGGCCUGGAAUUCCCUGAUCCUCUUCUUCCUGUGGACCCGGCCUCAGUCCUUCUCUGACCACAGCCACCUCACCGAAGAGGUUAUCCGGCUGGCCGAGGACGCUGAGUUGGAACUGGAGCGCCAGAAGGACAUCUUGCAGCAAAUUUCCCGUUACAGUGCCCUCUGGAGCAGGAAGAAGGCUAAUGAGGCUAAAAUGCAUCACAUGUUGGAUGCAGCAUCUGCCCAGCCUUCCACGGCUGUUUCCUUGCCUCGUCGUCGUCAAGUCUCUGCAGACGCUAUAUUGCCAGUUGUGGUAAUUGCCUGUGACCGCAGCACAGUCCGCCGUUGCCUAGACAAGUUGUUGCAUUACCGUCCCUCAAAGACGCGGUUUCCCAUAAUUGUGAGCCAGGAUUGUGGACACGAGGAGACAGCCAGAGUCAUCGCCUCCUAUGGAGAUGCUAUCAUGCACAUCAAGCAGCCCAACCUAAGUGACAUCCCUGUGCCCACUGAUCACCGCAAGUUCCAGGGCUACUACAAGAUUGCCCGGCAUUAUCACUGGGCUUUGAGCCAGGUCUUCCGGACCUUCAAGUACCAAGCAGCCAUUGUGGUGGAAGAUGACCUGGAAGUGGCUCCAGACUUUUUUGAAUACUUCCAGGCAGCCUUUCCACUCCUGCUAAUGGACCCAACUCUUUGGUGUAUCUCUGCCUGGAAUGAUAAUGGCAAGGAACAGAUGGUAGAUGCUGCCCACCCGGAGCUUCUCUACCGUACGGAUUUUUUCCCUGGCCUGGGUUGGCUUCUGCUUGCUGACCUGUGGGAUGAGCUGGAGCCCAAGUGGCCCAAGGCCUUCUGGGAUGAUUGGAUGCGGCAGCCUGAACAACGGCAGAGCCGUUCGUGCAUCAGGCCUGAAGUGUCACGCACUAUGACUUUUGGCCGCAAGGGCGUGAGCCACGGUCAGUUCUUUGACCAGUACCUGAAGUUCAUCAAGCUCAACGACCGCUUCGUGCCUUUCACCCAGAUGGACCUUUCUUACCUCAAGAAGAAUGAGUACGAGCACUCAUUCCUGGCCCGGGUCUACAAUGCCCCUGAGCUGCGGGUAGAAGAGCUUCAGGGUAACCAACACCGGGAGUUGGGCACUGUCAGAGUGCAGUAUACCACUCGUGACUCCUUCAAGGCCUUUGCAAAGGCCUUAGGUGUCAUGGACGACCUCAAGUCAGGUGUGCCCCGUGCCGGCUACCGGGGCAUUGUCAGCUUCCUUUACCGAGGCCGCCGUGUUUACUUAGCACCGCCUUCUGACUGGACAGGCUACGACCCCAGCUGGAGUUAGCGGCUGAUGAUCCUUAAGCAUGUUGGACUCUAGUGGGGGGGUGGGGUGGGGGGAGAUUGUAUUUUCUUUUCUUUUUUCCUGUGUGGCAUUCGAGUGCAUUCCAGGGAUAAGGGUUGUUUUGUGCACUUAAAAUACUGGGGUGGGAGUGAUGGGUUGUGAGGAUUAUUUUGAUGCCCCAAUAAGAGGGUGAGGUGGAGCAUUCUGAGCUCUCUUGAGUCUACCCUCCAGUGCCUGUCCUCCUCCUUGACAUGGUAGUCUGCCAACUCAGAUCCUUGGUGGCUUCUCCAAGCUGAUGAAUUGAGGUAAAAGUCCAACAGUGAACCAAAGCAGCAGCCCAUUGAGGUUUUCCCAGUUUCAUUUAAUUCAUUGCUCAGCUUGUUUGGUCUUUAUUUUGUGCAAACCUUAGGGAAAAAAUGACAGUCCUCUUCUUGGCUACCAAGUGAGUUCUCAUCUGAGCAUCUUUGGAUGCAGGCUUAGAAAGCAGAAAGCUCAUUGACCACUGAGCCUCUUAGAAGACCAUUUUUAUUGACCAUGUUGGCCGUUUUUGCUUGGGUCUUCUGGGUAACCCAAUUCUUUAACCAUCUUGGGCUGAGGCAGUAGAUAUGAGCGUUGUGCACUCACAAAUGCCAUGUGACCAUGGCUCAAGUGGCAGUGGGGGAGGUGCUUGGCAAAGGAGUGUCUGGUCAACUGGCCCGUUCUGUAAGCUGCAGCAGACAAGCAGAAGCCUGGUGGGCAGUACCAUUUCAGACUGCUGGUGGGCAAUUAAAUAUCUGAAAGCUCCUCUGCAUGCAAAACUAGCAUGUCCAGGAGAAAGAGUUAGGCUAGCCUUUUCUCUGACACGCUGCUGUUGUAUAUGCAGGGCUGUUUUAUGUAGAAGAGCAUACAAACAUGCAGCCUUUCACCUGCAGUCUGAAAUGAUGCAGUUCCCAGCAUGGAUACAUUAUGUGGGGCUUCUCAUGUGUGAGAGCUUGCAGAAAACUCUGUAGUCAAUGGCAUGAGUUUCAUGUGGCUUAUAGGACGUUUGUGUAACUAUGGUCUACAUCCCUUUGCCAGGUGAGCAAGGAGAUUCCCCCUCCCCUCAGGCUGCCUUAAUUCUGCUUGAGGACCCCUCUCCUGCCUAAAGCAAAUCUCAAGGUAGACUUUGCUUGGCCCUCAGUGGCAUGUCCUUGCAGUUGGUUCCUUGAGCUGCCAUAUUGGAGUUCGUCACUACCAUGUCUGUGGGAGGAGUGGGGAGGAGAAUUCCUGAGGCAGCAGCACACACCACAGAUGGGGCUCUCCGGCAAAGGAGCCCAGCCUUAUUCCGUGGUGCAGAAUCCCCCUUCCGCAUUCUUGCCUCUACGAGUUGCCGCUAAGCUGCUCCAGAGCCACUUCACGAGGUGGGUGUGGGCAAGGGGCUUCAGACCUCAUUUGGCCAAAAUUCAGACCACACCAAAGGGUAGUAUUUUGUUUGUUUGGAUGCUGUAUUACUUUUGUCUUUUUUUCAAAGAAAAAAAAGUCUCCAUGGUGAGUGGAGAAAGAAAAAGAUUCUCUGCUUGAGAGUACUACUUCAGUAAGGAAUUUCCCUCCUGCGGUCAAGUUCAGUGGGAUGGAUGUGGGAGGUCUUCCUUCCAUAUCUGUGUUCUUUCUCAUCAAUGUUGGUGAGAGAACAGGAGUCGGUGCCUUGUGGUGGGAGGGGACUACACUGAAUAGACUGUAUCUGGUUCUCUAUUUUUUCCAGUGUCCUUCUGGAAAAUGACAGUAUUGCUACAGAGCACUGAGAUCUCUAGGGGAUGAGAGUUGUCCUGUUGAGAGCCCACACCUUGAAACUUUGCUAUUUUUAAAGGGCAAUCCCUUCUGAGAUCUCUUAGAGGAGGAGCUUCUAUCAUUGGAUGCACAUUUGGAGGUUUCUGGAAAAGAAUUUCACUUUGAUAGAGGAAUAAUAUGGAGCAAGGCUUCACCCCAUACACCUGGCUGGGACAGUCCCUCCAUUGAAGGCAAAGACUCUUCGGUGUGGUCCAUUCUUCUUCAUUUCUCCUUGGUGUACAUGCGUGAAUGACCUCAUGGACCAUGGGAAGAUGGAAGCAUAUGCAGUGAUGGCGAGCUGCUCAUUUCACCAUCAAGCCUAGAAGCAAUUCCAGGGCUGUUCUCCCUUUUGGCCACAAGUUCUUUGACAUCUAUGAGGUUCUGUUGGAGAGGGAGGGAGUGCUUUCUGUUCCCCUUCACACCAAGGCCCAUAGUUCCUGAACUGGAAGCCAAAUUAAUAGGAGACGGUUAGGGAAGCUACUUUUCUUCCAGCACAGCUACUCGUCUUGCCCUUUUCCAUUUCCCCCCAAGAAGGAGUUGGUACUAUCCACCUGUAUGACUCAAAAUUUCCCCACCACCAUCUACUCACCUCUGCCCCCACCACAGAUGGCGGCUGGGCAGUAUUUUAAGAAACUGACUCCUACACUUCCUUUCUGCUUCAACAGUCAGAUUUGAUUACCUGUUCCUUUCCCCUACCCCUCACUUUUAGGACCACAUAGUCCUCUAUUUUUCAUUAUUCGUACCAUUUAUUGCCUGACCUCUCCUGUGAUGUGGUCUGUGUGUGUUUUGUUUUGUCCUCUCUCACGGUGCUACCUUUAGAUCUUGGUUUAGGUGGAGGAGAGUGGGAAGAGGUCAACUGAGAAUCCCAGGGGCAGGAGUAGAGUUUGGGUCAGUUGGAGAGAAUCCACCAGCAGCUGCAAACAGUUUGGCUUUUUCUUUCUUCCCUCCACUCACAGAACUGUUUGUUUUGGAACCUCCAACUGGAUGUAAACUUUGUGACAAAUUGAGGUGAUCAAAGGUGUGUCUUGGAGAGAUGCUGUUUUUAUGUUCAGAUUUCAGUCGGCGGAAAAAAGAAUUUAAAGAUGCAAAAACUUAUUUUCAAGAAUAAAAGUCGGUCCCUUUCCGACAA
Molecule: messenger RNA, 6384 nt
Organism: Hemicordylus capensis (graceful crag lizard)
Lineage: Eukaryota; Metazoa; Chordata; Lepidosauria; Squamata; Cordylidae
Gene: MGAT1
Product: alpha-1,3-mannosyl-glycoprotein 2-beta-N-acetylglucosaminyltransferase
Exons: 4
Coding region: 2124-3473 (449 amino acids)
Biological process (GO): protein N-linked glycosylation
Cellular component (GO): Golgi apparatus
Molecular function (GO): alpha-1,3-mannosylglycoprotein 2-beta-N-acetylglucosaminyltransferase activity
Source: RefSeq, a predicted model, not a curated record